Messenger RNA from Chionomys nivalis (European snow vole), 3591 nucleotides. RefSeq names its product WAP, follistatin/kazal, immunoglobulin, kunitz and netrin domain containing 2 (gene Wfikkn2). Gene Ontology annotation, cellular component: extracellular region. Gene Ontology annotation, biological process: negative regulation of transforming growth factor beta receptor signaling pathway. The coding region runs from base 538 to 2253 and encodes 571 amino acids. NCBI's taxonomy places the organism in Eukaryota, Metazoa, Chordata, Mammalia, Rodentia, Cricetidae. The record is from RefSeq and is a predicted model, not a curated record. Gene Ontology annotation, molecular function: receptor antagonist activity; serine-type endopeptidase inhibitor activity; transforming growth factor beta binding. The transcript is spliced from 3 exons.
AAGCGAUUGUGUGUUCUUUAGAGGUGGCUGAGAGGAGGAGGGGGCCUGGCCCCAAGGAGGGUUAAAGGCCUCCUGGAGUCAAGAACAAGCAGGUGUCCCACCGUGCCAGAGACCGCUGCCUAAACUGCUUCCAGCUUUUCCCCCUUCUGCAACACGUCUGUGAUCAGCCACGGGACAGAGGCGCCAGCAGCCUGCCUCUGACAGACAUCAGGUUAGCUCGCUCCCACUCGGGUGGUGCGCCCAGGAUAUAAAUCCAGGCUCGAGCCCCUGCCGUGUUCCUCUCCCUGCGCACCCGGGUUUGGGGGGGGGGGACGGAGUUUCCUUCCAAAGACCUUUCUUUUAUCUGAAGCUUCACAGCCCAGCAGGCUGCACUUGGUGGAAGCGGCCACAGCAGCCGAAGCCAGCAAGCAGCCUCAGCAAGGAGACUUGCUGGGGUGAAGAGGGCAGGUGUGCCAGCCCCUGGAGAAGAAGGGCCCUGGUGGGCCUCAGCCCUUGGUGUCAUCACAUGCAAGCCUUCUGGCCACUGCAGACCGCACCAUGAGGGUCCCAGGGUGUCAUCGGUUCUGGUUCCACUGGGGGCUGCUGUUGCUGCUGCUCCUGGGGGCACCCCUUCGAGGCUUAACAUUGCCACCCAUCCGCUAUUCCCAUGCGGGCAUCUGCCCCAACGACAUGAACCCCAACCUUUGGGUGGAUGCCCAGAGCACCUGCAAGCGAGAGUGUGAAACUGACCAGGAGUGUGAGACCUAUGAGAAGUGCUGCCCCAACGUGUGUGGGACCAAGAGCUGCGUGGCAGCCCGCUACCUGGACGUGAAAGGGAAGAAGGGCCCCGUGGGCAUGCCCAAGGAGGCCACGUGCGACCACUUCAUGUGCCUGCAGCAGGGCUCGGAGUGCGACAUCUGGGACGGGCAGCCCGUGUGCAAGUGCAAAGACCGGUGCGAGAAGGAGCCCAGCUUCACCUGCGCCUCCGACGGCCUCACCUACUACAACCGCUGCUACAUGGAUGCCGAGGCCUGCUCCAAGGGCAUCUCCCUGGCUGUAGUCACCUGCCGCUACCACUUCACCUGGCCCAACACCAGCCCUCCGCCACCUGAGACCACCGCCCAUCCUACCACGGCCUCUCCGGAGACUCUGGGGAUGGACAUGGCAGCUCCAGCCCUGCUCAACCAUCCUGUCCAUCAAUCGGUCACUGUGGGCGAGACUGUGAGCUUCCUCUGUGAUGUGGUGGGCCGGCCGCGGCCCGAGCUCACUUGGGAGAAACAACUGGAGGACAGAGAGAAUGUGGUCAUGAGGCCUAACCACGUGCGUGGCAAUGUGGUGGUCACCAACAUCGCCCAGCUGGUCAUCUACAACGCCCAGCCCCAAGAUGCCGGCAUCUACACCUGUACAGCUCAGAAUGCCGCUGGCGUCCUCAGGGCUGACUUCCCGUUGUCAGUGGUCAGGGGCGGCCAAGCAAGGGCCACCUCAGAGAGCAGUCUCAAUGGCACGGCGUUCCCAGCAACCGAGUGUCUAAAGCCUCCAGACAGCGAGGACUGUGGAGAGGAGCAGACACGCUGGCACUUCGACGCCCAGGCUAACAACUGCCUCACUUUUACCUUUGGCCACUGCCAUCGCAAUCUCAACCACUUUGAGACCUACGAGGCUUGCAUGCUGGCUUGCAUGAAUGGGCCUCUGGCCACGUGCAGCCUGCCGGCCCUGCAGGGGCCCUGCAAAGCCUACGUACCGCGCUGGGCCUACAACAGCCAGACGGGCUUAUGCCAGUCCUUCGUCUACGGCGGCUGCGAGGGCAAUGGCAACAACUUCGAAAGCCGUGAGGCCUGCGAGGAGUCGUGUCCGUUCCCACGGGGCAACCAGCACUGCCGGGCCUGCAAGCCACGGCAGAAACUCGUCACCAGCUUCUGCCGAAGUGAUUUUGUCAUUCUGGGCAGGGUCUCAGAGCUGACUGAGGAGCCCGACUCGGGCCGCGCCCUGGUGACCGUGGAUGAGGUCCUAAAAGAUGAGAAGAUGGGCCUCAAGUUUCUGGGCCGGGAGCCGCUGGAAGUCACGCUGCUUCACGUAGACUGGGCCUGCCCUUGCCCCAACGUGACAGUGGGCGAGACCCCGCUCAUCAUCAUGGGGGAGGUGGAGAGUGGCAUGGCCAUUCUGAGGCCCGACAGUUUCGUGGGCGCGUCGAGCACACGGCGGGUCAGGAAGCUUCGUGAGGUCGUGCACAAGAAAACCUGCGACGUCCUGAAGGAUUUCCUGGGCUUGCGUUGAGGCUGGCCCGUCUACCCUGACCCUUCUCCACCCACCCACCCCCUGCCCUCAGUCAGCCAAUGGGGGAGAUCAGGUUAGGCAACCGUGGCCGGCGGAGCAAGCUCAGCUAACAUGUGGGAAGAAAUCCACCAUAGGUCUUAAAAACGAUCUCUAGUCUUUGGGUUCGACAGAAGGUCCAUAUCUUUUUUUUUUUUUUUUAGCUGGGAGAGAGGUUGGCUGGGGAAGAAAAGACACAUGUAAGUUAUUUCCCGUGAGCGGGCCCCUGAAGUGGUCUCACUCCCCCUUUGCUGACCCAUGUCCUUCUGGCCAGUCUCCUAGCCAGGGUCAGAAAGAGAGGGCAUCUACACUGUUAAAAGUUUUAGCUUGGCCGGGCGGUGGUGGCGCACGCCUUUAAUCCCAGCACUCGGGAGGCAGAGGCAGGCGGAUCUCUGUGAGUUCGAGGCCAGCCUGGUCUACAAGAGCUAGUUCCAGGAUAGGCACUAAAAACUACAGAGAAACCCUGUCUCGAAAAAUCAAAAAAAAAAAAGGUUUAGCUUGUAUAGGGGGUGUAUGGGGAGAGAGCAGAGAGUUCAAAGGUUGCUUAAGACGACUUCCCCAUCGCCUGCUGCAUCACGUAAUCAGAGACCACCUCCCAUUAAGGAAGCCACUGUCCAAUCCAGGAUAUAACUUUAUCGUAAUGGAGGCCGCAGUUUGUGUCCCUGAGGUCAGCAAAAGCCCCUGUUUUCCCUCCUCAGUUGCAUUGGUUUGUUGGGUUGCUUCUGUUCCUUUCAGCUCAGUUCAGUGGGCACUUCCUGGGUGCCAGGUGCUAGGACCAUAGAGAGCGGCCCUGUUCCCCUGGCAGAGCCAAAAACCGCCAAGUCCUCAUCCCCCAGGAGCCAGUGGGUGAACGGCAGCAGUUAGCCACUACCAUCUGAUGGACGGUAUGCUUUUAUAGACCAUGGACUUCCUUGGAGAAGUCCCAGGAUCUGUUUUGGUAGCAAGGGAAAUAAGGAAGACAAAAGGCAGGAGGGGCAGGGGACAGGCCAGGAAUCAAAGCGGAGGCGGGCCCAGGGAGAAGGAAUAUUGCUCGAUGCUGCCAUCUGGUGGUGAAUGUGGAUGUCUACAGGCAUCAGGAGGGAGGGACUAUCUAGGCGGGGUCUGGGAGGAGCCUUUGGAGAUGGCAGCUCUGAGAUCACUUGUUUCUCCUGGUCCCAGGCACACAGCACUGGGUAGAGGAUUUGGAACCCCUCUGUCAUCUCUGCAUCUCUCCUGUUCUCUCUGUCAUCUCUGCAUCUCUCCUGUUCCCUCUUCAGCCCCUCAUUCUGUCCACAUCCCUCCAAAGGAGGCAUUGUGGGAUAC